Seriola dumerili (greater amberjack) is the source of this 4670-nucleotide messenger RNA. Its product is annotated as sodium/potassium/calcium exchanger 3-like. Gene Ontology annotation, biological process: intracellular calcium ion homeostasis; calcium ion transmembrane transport. The coding region runs from base 354 to 2174 and encodes 606 amino acids. Gene Ontology annotation, molecular function: calcium channel activity; calcium, potassium:sodium antiporter activity. The transcript has 17 exons. Gene Ontology annotation, cellular component: membrane. NCBI's taxonomy places the organism in Eukaryota, Metazoa, Chordata, Actinopteri, Carangiformes, Carangidae. The record is from RefSeq and is a predicted model, not a curated record.
CUCAGAGCAUGUCGCCUCCUGUUGCUGCACCUCACUGUGGGAUCUGCUGUCGACCUUUCAGACUGUACACAUGAACGCAGAGAGCUUUUUUUACGCGUUUACUCGCUAUGUGCGACCCGGAGGCUCGGCGGAGUGAACCAGCACGGCGUCUGUUCUGAGUCCGGAGGGGAAAACCAGGCUCGUCUCUGCGGGGAUUUUUUUUUUUUUUUUGACACAACUUGGCAGAGAAGUCGCUCGCUGUUGUUGCCUCUACUGGAGGAGGUUUGUUCGGAGCUGUUUGCAGAAAAAGUGUGAAACAAGUGUCGGAAAGAGAGCAACAGAUGUGUAUUCGUGGAUAUGCGGCCGGCUGAGGAAUGAGAGCAGCGGCGAGGCACCGGCGGCCCUUCCAGCGGUUCUGCUGCUGUGGAGUCGGGCUGGUCGCCGUCAUUUGGCUCACACAGGUUAUCCAGGCACCAGAGGCGGAGUCUUCUUGGUUUUGGCCAGGCGUGAAUGACGGGACGCUGCGAUGGACUCGCAGGCUGUUGCAGGAGAAGUCAGACAACCAGAGCCUGGAUCAGCCCCGAGCAGCCAUCCAUGAGUUUCCAGAGGACAUCUUUACCAAGGAGCAGAGGAAGAAGGGGGCUGUGUUUCUGCAUGCACUCUGCGCCAUCUACAUGUUCUACGCACUGGCCAUCGUCUGUGAUGACUACUUUGUCCCUUCCCUUGAGAAAAUAUCUGAGAACCUGCAGCUCAGUGAAGAUGUGGCUGGGGCGACAUUUAUGGCUGCAGGAAGCUCUGCUCCCGAGCUUUUCACCUCUCUUAUUGGUGUUUUCAUCACCAAAGGAGACGUCGGAGUCGGCACGAUCGUGGGCUCUGCGGUCUUCAACAUCCUGGUUAUCAUCGGCCUGAGUGGGAUCUUUGCGGGCCAGACUGUGCAUUUGACAUGGUGGUCUCUUUUUAGAGAUUCCUCCUACUACAUCCUCUCUGUACUGACUCUCAUCAUGGUUAUCUAUGAUGCUACAGUUGUCUGGUGGGAGUCCUUGCUCCUCAUGACCAUGUAUGGAAUCUACAUUAUAAUCAUGAAGUUCAACUCCCAGAUUCUGGCGUUUGUGACGCGCCAGUUGAGAAGCGUCAGGCCGUGCUGCGUCGGAUCAGAGGAUCCCAGAGAGGACAAGAUGGGAGAGGAUGCCUCCGCUUGCAACACCUCCAUGGUGCUGCUCAACAAAGGCCAAGCCCAUGGUCAGGAGCCUCCUCCGGUCAUGAUGGUGGAUGAGCUUCUCAUCCUCAACCCCCACAAACUGUCCUUCUCUGAGGCCGGCUUGCGUAUCAUGAUCACACCCCACUUUUCCCCCCGCACCAGGCUCUCCAUGGCAGGACGCAUGCUCAUCAGUGAGAGACAGAGGCUGAUCCGGACUUCGAAGAACCAGCGGGCCGGUGAGGCGGGCCCCGGGUCAAGAGGCGGGUCAACCAGCAACAGCCUGAAGAGGACGGGCUCCUGCAGCCUGGAGAAUGGAGGAGGGAUAGGAGACGCAGAGUUAGCAGACAAGCCAGGGGUGGAGGUGUGCCAGCCAGAGGAGGAGGAAGAUGAUGAAGAUGGGAUUUUCAGUCCUGUGCGCAUACCAGGUGGCUGCUGUGCGCGGGUGAAGUGGGUGAUCACAUGGCCUCUGGGCCUCCUGCUCUACUGCACUGUGCCUAACUGUAUUCUGCCACGCUGGCACCGCUGGUUCAUGGUCACCUUUGUGGCCUCCACCCUGUGGAUCGCCGUGUUCUCCUACCUCAUGGUGUGGAUGGUCACCAUCAUCAGCUUCACUCUAGACAUCCCAGACUACAUCAUGGGCAUAACCUUCCUGGCAGCAGGGACCAGCGUGCCAGACUGCAUGGCAAACAAUAUUGUAGCUCGACAAGGCAUGGGGGACAUGGCUGUGUCUAACUCCAUAGGCAGCAAUAUCUUUGACAUCCUCUUGGGUUUGGGUUUCCCCUGGGCUUUGCGUACCCUUGUGGUGGACCACGGAUCAUCAGUCUUCAUAAAUAAUAAAGGGCUGGUGUAUUCUGUCAUCCUGCUGCUGGCGUCUGUGUUUCUGACAGUGACAAGUGUUCAUCUGAACCACUGGAAGCUGGAUCGCCGGCUGGGUUUGGGUCUGAUGUUUCUUUAUGCCAUCUUCCUGCUCUGCUCCAUCCUCUUUGGGCAGAUGUGAGGCCUUAAGGUCAAAGGUCAAACCCGGUCAGCCAGCAUGCCGAGUACCUACCUUCCUACCACAUGUCCUCUUUUGUGAAGCCAAAAAAAGAAAAAAAGAGUGACAUCAUUGUUGUGUUCCUUGUGAGAGUUUCUGUGCACCUCAAUAGGAGUCGCUAGGAUGAUACUGUACACAUGCAACCACACAAACACACUGAAAUCCAUCAACAGCACAGUCGUUGUUCAAAAGCUGUCAGUCGAUUAUGUAUCAAAUUGGGUGACUGACCAAAAAAUUGAAUGACAUGGCAGAUGGAAGCUGCUGGAUUGUUGAGCCAAGAUGAAACAGGAAAAAAAACAGUUCUGGCCGUCAUUAGCUGGGUUUUCUGCACAGUGUUGUGGCUAUGCAACAGCUAACUGAUAUUAUAAUAAUUAUAUAAUAUAACUGAGCUAAAAUUUCAGUUUACAUCCCAUGACAAAUUUGACAUUAUAUUACAUGCCUGUUUUUAAAUUUGAAUGUACAAAAAUGAAUCUUUCGGCCUUUUCUAUGAACAUUUGUUGCGAAAAGCAGCAAUUUUGAAGAAGGUCAGCUGCGCUAAAACUCUGCCAAAUUAGUUUACUAGCCUACUAGCUAACACGCUACGAAUCCAAACUGCUUCUGCUUAAUAAUUACUUUUUGAAUAAAUUAUGUGCUAAUACUAUUUCAUUAGAGCAAUAAGCCAUUAGAAGUAACACACAUACACACUUUAACACGUUGAUGUACAUGACACAUGUCACAUUAAUUGUUAAUAUUCCACACAGUGAUCUUAAAUGAGGUCUUAAUGACACAAACGUCUUGUUCUGUUGGGACUAUUGCAGUUCUUUUCCUCUGAGUCUACUGUUCAAUUUAUUUAUUUAUAAUAUUAAUGUUCGUAUUGUGAAUGCUGCUGCAGCCAAGCAAAUAAUUAACAGGAUUGUUAGGUCGCUAGUUGGCUUAAUUAACAACACAGUAAACAAAAGUCAUUUCCAAUAGAGAAAUGUACCAUUAUUAUCCUGCAUCUUCUCUGCUGCUGUAUCCACAUAUUAGCUCCUCAGGAUUUUUAGAGACACUAAUCAAACAGUUUUGGGAGGGUAUGCAGAAGCAGCAGACAGCUGCAGUUAUGAUUUACUGCAGGUGAAAUGAGCCGUUAAAGUGAGACUACCCGUUAAAAACCCCACAAGGCUACAGUACGGAACAAAUUGUCUUCAAAACAAGUCAGGGACCAGGAUGUGUGACAAGAGGCUGGAAUUCAAAUGCGGCUGUGGUGAUAAUGGAUGUUCUUCAUGUUGUUCAUUUGAAGAAGCAGUGCUGUAAUCUGCCAUGUCAUGCAUCAGAUUAAUUGAAUUGUCUGUCGGCCUUAGGUUUGAAUACCCUUGUAUGUUUUGAAUGUACACCCUAGCUGACUUUACCAUUAGUGUGGAAAUAUUUACAUGCAUUCAAAUGUAGCAGGUGGCACUGAAUUACAGCGAAGAACCUCUGAACAGACAGUGAGGUACUUAUUAGUUCUACAAUAAAGGACACCGUGUAUGUGUCAGAAGACUUUUAGAAUAGAACCAUUGAUAUGAAAAUGCACAUUAUUGUGACAAUAUUUUGACGAUUUUGCCUCACUACUUAUAAGCAAGUAUUGGUACAGCUUAAUGUACGUAAGAAGUUUUACAGUAUUUUUAGGUCUUAUUACUAUGAAAUCUAAUAUAUAAUGUACUUCUAUGAGUGUCACAAACUUUGACUUUGAGUGCAGGUUAGUUGUAAUACUUCACGUUUAGGUACAACAAUCGAUGUUUGUAUUGUUUCUUGUACAUUUUAUGAGACUAAUUCACUUUGGUGGAACAUUUUUACAGUUUGCACAAACUUGGAUCAGGACGGACACAGAACAAUAUACACUCACACAUAUAUACUGGUGUGUGUGUUAUAGCGAAUAAUGCUGCAUAUUCCAUAUUCAUGUACACCAGCUGCUCUUCUGUCCUGUAAGAAAGCACAACAAUCUGGAUUCAUUCCCGUAAUACAAUAAUUUUUAGAUUUUUUGAGGAUGACAUGCUGUCAGUUUUUUUACUCAUGAAUUCAAGAUCUGUUCCACCAAAGGGAUGAGGGUUUUUUUUUUUUUCAAAUGGCUGUGUAAUUAUUAUCAUUGUCUACUUGACAAUACUUUUUACUGUUUGUAAAUGUUAAAUAAUUUACAUAGUUUUACGAUAAUGAAUGUCUGACAGAGACUAGUUUUGUGGUGUUUUUGAUAUUUAAAAAAAACAAAAAAACAAUGUAGCCUACUUGUGAAUUAUAACAGAAUGAACGCAUAUUUUGUCACUGUUUAGUGGAAUAAGGCUGUAACAUCAGACUAGCACUCUAAUUAAUUCAGUUGCAGUUGUAUUUUCAUCUUUGAAUCUUUUCAGCACUAAGAUUUUCCUUUAUUUCAGUAUUGAUUCAUUGACACACUCAACCUUAUUUCAUGCUGAAACACACAGAAAAUGAGACUCUUAUUUUACAGGCUGAAAUUAAGUAAAAAAAAAA